Molecule: messenger RNA, 4323 nt
Organism: Oncorhynchus mykiss (rainbow trout)
Lineage: Eukaryota; Metazoa; Chordata; Actinopteri; Salmoniformes; Salmonidae
Biological process (GO): regulation of transcription by RNA polymerase II
Molecular function (GO): RNA polymerase II cis-regulatory region sequence-specific DNA binding; DNA-binding transcription factor activity, RNA polymerase II-specific
Source: RefSeq, a predicted model, not a curated record
UACUGACGUAAAACUGGGAGAGGGUUUGUUUUGUUUGUGGCUAGUGGCUACCAUUUUUCCUCGUGGACGAAGCCAUACCACAGGCAAAAGGGGUUAGUUAUUAGUAUAUUUGGCCAUACUAGCUUAAUACCCACCUUUCAGUCGCCUGAAAAUGUCUACAUUACAGAUGUUGCGCGUGUUCUUAAAUGAGCGUUUAACAGCGGCUGCUGUGGAGAUUUUCGGGGCAGUUGAGAAAACGGUAACCGAGUACCAGGAGGAGAAUGAUAAUCUGCGGAGACUGCUGCGGAUAACCCCGGACAUAAACCAAUGUAGAAAAGCGUCCCUUCAGUUAUCUGUUGCUGUCACUGAAGACGAGGUUCCCCCUAAGCAGCAGCACUCUGAGCAGGAGUGGAGAACCAGUCUGCAGCAGGAGGACCUAGAACCCACACAGAUUAAAGAGGAACAGGAGGAACUCUGGACCUGUCAGGAGGAAGAUUUCAGUGUGUUCAAAUUACCUCGUGUGAAAAGUAAAUGUGAUCAGGAAAACCCUCAGUCCUUUUCUCUUCCCCAAACCCAGACAGUGGAGAACAGAGACAGUAACUCUAAACCAGUGGACCUCCCACAUUUUGUCACUGUUACCCAUCUAGAGGGUCUCGACAUUCCCUGUGACCCUCCAGAUAAUCAAAACUAUAGCCACAGCUCAUCUGUAAGCAGUGACCUAGUAGGAUUUAGGCUGCUGUCACCAUUCCAUCACAGCCCACCACUGGAUCCCAACCUAUCAAUGGGGGAACACUGUCCCAAACCCAGCACCACGUCUAGAAAAACUCUCCGCUGCUGUGACUGUGGUGAAACGUUUGCUCUGACAGCUGACCUGCAGGAGCAUGUGACUCUCACCAAGAGACCCAGCGAAUGCCACCUCUGCAAAAAACGCUACAACUCCACCUGUAAAUUGAAGGCUCAUGUCAGAUUCUGUCAUGUGGAGAGACCCUGCACCUGCCCCUUUUGUGGAAAGACCUUCAAACUCAAAGGACAUCUUUCCAGGCAUAUGAGGAUUCACACAGGAGAGAAACCAUUUGGCUGUGGUGACUGUGGGAAAAGCUUCAUUCAGAAGGGGGACUUAAUGAGACACAUACUUACUCACACAGGAGAGAAACCAUUUAGCUGUAAAGACUGUGGGAAAAGUUUCAAUCGGAAGGGAAACCUAACUGAACACAUACGGACUUGCACAUACUGAGUUACACAGGAAAGAAAGUUCCCAAAGAAACAAAGUAAUUCGGACAAAGACAUCUUGUCAGAUGGACGACACUCUUUGGAAAAGCAAAGCAACUCUGGCUACUUCAUUCUGUGGGUUUCAGAUAAAUCAAUGUCAUGAAUUUACUUUUGCACAACAUAUGUAAAGGUUUGAUUUGAUCCAACAAUAGAGUAAUUACAUUCAUGGUCUGCUGUUCAAAGUCUCUUGAUGUAUUCACGUCAUUAUAGACAGGAAUUCCUUGUAGUUUGUUUUGGAAUGUCUCGAAUAGUCCCAAGAAAUUGUCCUUGCAUUCGUCAGAUUUUUUUCCAAAUCUAUAAACCUGAUCUAUGGUCAAAUGUGGUUCCCCUCAUGGUUAUGAGUAGGAUUUGUGGAGCCAGUGGAGGGUAAACCGAUCCUGAAACUGAUCCUGAGAGGGCAGCACUUACCAUGGGAGGGCAGCAGGCAAUGAGUUGGAAGUUGGAAUAAUAAAAAACGAUUUAUUGCUUAAGAGAAUCAUUUUUAUUUUCUCGAAAUAAAAUGCAUUGAAACAUUGACAAACACAUUAGUCCUUCACAAAGUCACAGAACCUCAAGGAAUUAUUACGUAUUAAAACAAGCUGCCGUAAUUUGAACUCCACAAUGUCAAAAUGCCCAACCCCAUUUCAACAAAAGUGUUGACAUUACAAGGGGGUGUCCAUUUUAAAAUAAAUGACAGAACUUUACAAAAGAGGGGUAAGAUCCCACAUCUUUCAGUACUAGUGAUUCCCAGACAUGCUCCAUUGGGUGCGAGUUCUGUAACUUUGCAUGAUAUUGUCAUUUGCUAGUGUCAUUUCUACACCAGCUCGAUGUGAAUGUUUGAUCAGUUACGUAAAUGUACCAAGCGUGUUCAUGGAAGCGCUGGCACUGAACACAGUCUAUUCACUUCAUAUCCCCUGAUAACUAUUGAAAAGAUCUUUAAGAAAUGCAGGCAAAACGUCAGGCAAAACGUCUACAAGUAUAGUGCCCACAGAAGUUCAACUGUCACAUCUUGGGGGAAUUUAAAUAAACCAUUACAUCUACAACCAUUAACCUUCAUUAUCUAAAACAAUAUCUGCUUUAAAUCUAUAAAUAAUGUCACCUAUUUUUCAUUUACCAUACUUUAUAUUCUCUACAGUACAAAAUAAAAAUCCAGUGGGUUCCCUUCAUUGUAAUAAAUGGUCUGAGUCUCCCCUUUCAGUAAUAAUAUACACUAACGGUAUACAAAACACUACAGCGAGGAGACAUUUAAAAUACACAAGAUAAAGUCCUGCUUUGACCGAUGCAUUCUGCGCGUCCCUUUGGGAUUGUGGAGUAGAAGUGGCAGAGCCCUCAAAUUGGAAUGUACCAAACUGCCUUAGAAAAUGGCAGCCACUUGGCUACACAUAGAAACAGCUUGAAAAAGACUGGAGAACCUAGCUACCAUUUAUAUAAAAAAAGGGCCCUUGCUUGCUGUGCCUACGGUGGAAAAGAGUUUGAUUUCCAGAUACAUAUAGUAUCUACUAGCCCUGGCCUCACAGCAGAGUGUGGUUGUAUCAAUUGUCGAGUCCAUCCCCUAUGGUACAUGAAGGAGUGUGUCUCAGCGUUCACAGAUCAUCUCAAACCCUGUUGGGACAACCACCUGUUUCUGUCCACCCAUGGUCAUUGUCCCCACACACAGUGGACGGUCCUUAGGGCUCGAAGUUCAACCACAAAUCCUGUUGGAUUUGUUUCUGCUGAAUAGAUGACACUCCUGUUGGAAAAGUCAACUUCAGUGAGGCGCAAUGCAAGUUCAUAUUUGAACACAAGUAGCCUAGUAGUAAAGACGGUGUUUGACUCACGUACCUUCAGUUUGAAACCUGAUCUGACAUGGAGCAAAGAACAACUAUUUUCAAAGGCUCUAUAUUCCAUAUUAUAGGCUUAAACGGACAUACUCAUUUACUAUAUUCACAAUCCACUGAGGUAAUUCAAAUUGUUUUCUUCAUAUGCAGUACCUUUCCAUCCAGACACACAUAACAUACAUGUCCACAUCCACAACGUUAACUCUGUACCACCAUCAGUCAAAUAUAGUUAAUGACUAAACCCCCAAAAAACCCAUGACUGGUCCCAAAUCUGUUUGUGUCGUCUUGGCAACUCCUAUGGUUUUCGUCACACCAGACGACCAUAGGAGUUGGGCAGAUGGUCGGCACAAACAGAUCUGGGACCAGGCUAGGACCCAGCAGCCUCACAGAAGAACCGGUUAUAUCCCCAGAGUAAUCUACUCAAGAGUGUCGUCUUACACUCUGACCCUCUUCAAUCACCUAUUCAUUCCUCCAUUACCUCAUAUCAAUGUCAUGACCACUCCCACCCCCAUUAUGACAUCAUCUGUAGCCACAGAAACAAGACCAAACGUGAGGAAAACCGCCCAGGAUACGGGGCCAAGUCUUCAGAACAAAGACAUGACGGUGGUUCUGAAAACAAACAAAAAUAAAACGAUAUUUCCAGUGACCAUCAGAGUCAGCAGUAGCAUGCAACAGAAACAGUCCAUUUUAUUAGCACCCAGGUGUAUUUCACUAAGCUGGAUCCCAAAAUACCACCCUGAAAAAUGGUGGCAUUCAUCAGAGUCGAUAAAUAACCUUAUUCUAACACACACGGCCAACCAGUGUUUUACCUGAGCUGGUGGAAGGCCUCUGGUUUGAUGUCAGAGAAACAGUUACUUGGCCCAUAGAAGUAGAACCCCUAGACAGGAUAAAGGCCCUCAGCAAUUUGAAUGAGGAUCCCAUGACCGUUCUAGGGAUUCUAUUUCUAUGAUUUGUUGCUCUAGAGUAAAUCAAAACGGUUUGAAGCACAAAGCAAAGCAGGCAUUGAGUGAGUGACAGGUUCAGGGUAAUCAUUAUAGGAUGCUGGUCUAGUCAAGUGCAGUUUGUCAUCAGUAAUUCAGACCAAUAGUCAGUUAAACAUCUAUACUAAUCAACAUCUUCAGUGGAAACUAAACCACCAAGGACCCCAACCUGAACAUAUUGCAUGUGUGUGAUGAAUCCAGUCGUUUCGGCUUCAGUAAAAUAGACCAUGGCUAACAAGCGGCCACUAUUCUACCCAAAUAGCUGGUCCAGAAGCUUCAGUCAACCAGCCUAAUCAAGG